UAAAGGGCUCUGGGGAGGAUUCGCAAAAGAGCCCAUUCAGCGGGGAGCCGGCAGCCUCUUUCCGCCAGCUCCCAUCUCUAAGUUAAGCGCAAGGAUUAAGAUGCAAAGCAGGCUGAAGCCAAGAACGCCCCUUAAAGACGGUUUCAGCGCUUGACAGCGCAAUCGGUUUGGUCUGUUGGUUUUUUUUCCUUGGGGAAUUACACCCGCGGAGCCGCACGGAGCAGCGCACGGCUUUGAAACUUUCCCUUGCACAUCUGUGCGUGAGCGCCCGCGCUGGGCCCGCGGCCAAGGGCCGGAUUCCUGCGGCUCCCACACGUGCGCCGCACUAGGACCCAGCGCGGGCUGUGAGUCAGUGAAUGGGCUGGGGAGGCUGCGGGAUGUGAAUGGCUCUGCUGGCUGGGGAGAGCGGCCGCAAACCGGGGUGCUGAGCCCCGAAAACCAGCACGGACCCCCCUGGGGACCCCCCGCCACCAGCGGAAGGCGGCACAAGCAGGACCCGGCUCAGCUGGCGCAGAACGGCCCGAUGGCCCCGGGCGGCCCCGCGCGGCUCCGCGGCUGGAGGGAAUAGAGACCAACGGGCUGCAGUUCUGCGUGCGGAUCACUCGCAGGUGCAUAGCGUAAUGUCCAUGCUGUACUACACUCUGACUGUAGCUUUUUUGAUCGGCACACAGGCAGCUCCAAAGUCAGAGGACGAUGCUCCACUGGAGUAUCCCGCAGAACCCUCCCUGCUCAAUCCCCACGGCGGCGACGGACACCACGCUCCCCAGGCGGCUCCGCAGACAUCCCGCGGCCACCCCACGUGGACGAUAGGUAGAACAGAAGCUCUCAAUAUCACCGUGGACCCCAAAUUUUUCAAGAGGCGGCGUUUCCGCUCCCCUCGGGUGCUGUUCAGCACGCAGCCUCCCCCGGUGUCGGGACACAACGCGGGGUUUCUCAGCGGCGCGGGUUCCCUCAACAGGACUGCCAGGACCAAGAGGACCGCGCACCCCGUGUUGCACCGGGGGGAGUUCUCGGUGUGCGACAGCGUCAGCAUGUGGGUCGGGGAUAAAACCACAGCCACCGACAUCAAAGGCAAAGAGGUGACGGUGUUGGGAGAGGUCAACAUCAACAACAACGUUUUCAAGCAGUACUUUUUCGAGACCAAGUGCAGGGAGCCGAAGCCGGUGUCCAGCGGGUGCCGGGGGAUCGACGCGAAGCACUGGAACUCGUACUGCACCACCACGCACACCUUCGUCAAGGCGCUGACCAUGGAGGGCAAGCAGGCGGCCUGGAGGUUCAUCCGAAUCGACACGGCCUGCGUGUGCGUGCUCAGCAGGAAAUCGGGGAGACCCUGAGACGGCCCGAGACCCCGCGGCAACGACCCCCCUACCUCAGUCUGUAAAUUAUUUUAAGUUAUAAAGGACUGCAUGGUAUAUUUAUAGUUUACACAGUACAGAAAGAACCUCAUUAUUUAUUAAACUCUUUUCGAAACCUUU
This is a messenger RNA of Columba livia (rock pigeon), 1475 nucleotides long. RefSeq names its product nerve growth factor (gene NGF). Gene Ontology annotation, molecular function: nerve growth factor receptor binding; growth factor activity. Gene Ontology annotation, cellular component: axon; dendrite; synaptic vesicle. NCBI's taxonomy places the organism in Eukaryota, Metazoa, Chordata, Aves, Columbiformes, Columbidae. The transcript has 3 exons. Gene Ontology annotation, biological process: negative regulation of neuron apoptotic process; nerve development; positive regulation of collateral sprouting. The record is from RefSeq and is a predicted model, not a curated record. Bases 621 to 1334 code for a protein of 237 amino acids.